This is a messenger RNA of Oldenlandia corymbosa var. corymbosa, 1056 nucleotides long. Lineage: Eukaryota; Viridiplantae; Streptophyta; Magnoliopsida; Gentianales; Rubiaceae. The record is from the annotation of a GenBank genome assembly.
UGAGUUCGAAAUUAGAAAGCUUCAAAACUUGAGUUCUAAUCAUACAUAUGUGCUUUCUCUUCACCUAUAAAUAAUCCAUAGAUACCAAACCUGUUCCAUCACCACACCUAUUAAAUUCACAACCACGUUCAAAACAUCCACAUAUAUACAAAAAGAAGAAGAAAAAACCACGUCCAUUUUAUUCAUUAUUUCCUAGAUAUGGCAGCAGAUAUGGAACGAUUGAAGGAUCCUCAAGGGGAAGAGCGCAGAGCGAGACGUAUGAAAUGUUUAGGAUACGUUGCUGCUUUCGCCGUGUUUCAAACCGCGAUCAUAUUGAUCUUCGCUCUCGUUGUCAUGAAGGUCGAUGCUCCCAAAUUCCGGGUGAGAUCCGCCACGUUUGAUGAUUUCCAAGUUUCAACGUUAAGCACCAAUGCAUCAUUCAAGGUUAGGAUGAACGCGGAUCUCGCGAUCAAGAACAAGAACUUUGGUCGAUACAAGUACGAAAACAGCACCAUGGAGUUUUUCUAUCGAGACAUCAAAGUAGGAGAAGCUGUGAUUCCAAGCGGCAAAGCUAAGUUCCGAUCGACCAAGAAAUUCACUGUUCCGGUGGAUUUGUCAUCGGCUAAAGUGCCCGGGAAUGUGCUUGGUGAUGAGCUUCUUAAGCAUGCAUGGAUCCCGUUGACUAGCAGGUCAACGUUGAAAGGCAAAGUGAGGUUAAUGCUGAUUUUCAACAAGAAGAAGUCCACUAACAUGAACUGUACCAUGAACCUCAACACCUCAUCAAAGCAGCUCCAGGAUUUGAUUUGCCAGUGAUCAACUUCCGCUUUGUAGUUCAAUUAUGGUUAUAGUAUUUUCCUGGUGUGUUUUUUUUUUUUAAAAAAAAUUCUUUUAUUCUUUUUCUUUUUCAAAGGGGCAGCUUAUGUAGGUCUGUGUUUAUAUAUUUAGGUACCCUGGAUUUGUUGCUUAUUGAUAGCUUGUACUGAAUUGUGCUUUAAUUAAUUUUCCGCACCAUUUCUUUUAGAGUAAUGAUGUCCCACUAUAUUAUUAUAAAUUUACUCAUAACUCUACUUACAUAGC